This is a messenger RNA of Dendronephthya gigantea, 6585 nucleotides long. Its product is annotated as protein bark beetle-like. NCBI's taxonomy places the organism in Eukaryota, Metazoa, Cnidaria, Anthozoa, Malacalcyonacea, Nephtheidae. Gene Ontology annotation, cellular component: membrane. The record is from RefSeq and is a predicted model, not a curated record. The transcript has 9 exons. The coding region runs from base 13 to 6561 and encodes 2182 amino acids.
GAACAUUUCAUCAUGGACUGGCAGAGUAGCGCCGUCGUUGUAGAAAUCCAUUUUAAAGGGGCCGCAUAUGCAAAAAAGGAGCUGAAGAUAUUCCUAUCAAGUCGAAUAAAAACUAUGAAAGAUAACAAGAUUCUUGUGAUAUCAGACGUGACGAUACACAGAUUUAAGGGAGCAGCAAUCACUUUCAAUGCUAAUCAAGACACAGCGAUUAUUAAAAAUUCGGUUAUCACUGAUUCAAGUGCAAACUGUAUAUCUGUUUCGGGCAAAACAUAUGUAUUGAAGGUUGUAAAUAAUACAUUUCAACGUAAUGGGAAUUACUCGUUAAAAACGUCCAUGCUUGUAUUAUCCGCCAAGCAUUACUCCCUAUUUAUCGUGGAAAGAAACAUUUUUCGAAGCAACAACUAUGCAAAAAUUAUCACAACCGUUGUCAGUAUUCAAACUGUAAGAUAUGUGUCACAAAUCGACAAUAACGAUUUCCUUUAUAACUCCUGUGAGAAUCUGGUGGACAUUGAAUAUGGAGGAUAUUCUUGCCCAGUUAAAGACUUUACGAUAGUUUCUAUUUUCUCAAAAAACCGUUGGAUUAACAAUCACAUGCGAAGUGCCUCAGCUGUGGCAUUAAAGAGCAACAAUUAUUGGCUGUGUUUUCCCUACAAAUUAGACGUUGCGAUAAAGGAAAACGAAUUUCUGAAUAACAGAGGUAAAAGUAUUAUCGAAAUCCAUUCGAGAUGGCUGACAACACUCGCGUUAAACUCGAACCAUUUUCAAGGGAACGUUUUAGAAAAAAAUGCUGUCACACUGUCACUGGAGUACUAUGCAUAUGGCAACAAACUAUCUUUAUUACACAACAAAGUUUUCGAUAAUGUAGCAGAACUUUUGUUUGAUAUACUGUCCAAAGACUUGGUAUUCGUCGAUAUUCGAGGUAAUACCAUAAUGCGAAAUGAAGUGGAGAGAAGCAUUCUUAAUCUUGCCGAUCUUUCGAGCUAUUUCAAAUUCACGAGAAAUAUCCUGAUUGCCAACGUCCUUCAUCGACGUGCUGUAUUGCCGUAUUAUGAUAUCAACUAUUCUGCUGCUCUAAUCUGCUCAGGCAGACUCAUCUCUGCGAAUGAAAAUUUCUUCGAAAAUCCGCAAUUUCCUUUCGAAAUUAUACUUACGCCAAUUGACAAUACAUACGAAAUUGACGGUAGAUACAAUUGGUGGGGAACUAAUAACGGGAGCGAAGUCAUUGCGAGGAUUUUUGAUUUCCGUCAUCGAAAUUAUUUGCCUCGAUUAAACUUUUCUCCCUUCCUCGCAAGUGCUAACCUUUCUGACGUUAUUAAUGAGGAGAUACGUAACAUAUUUAGGAAUGAUAGUGUACUAGGCGGUCUCUUAACUGAAAACAUCGUCCUGAAUAGAGACCAAUCUCCUUAUACUGUGACAAGAGAUGUUAUCAUUCACCCAAAUGCCUCACUGACGAUUGAAAAAGGUGUUCAGGUCAACGUGCGCCCGUAUCUUGGAUUUAUUGUAUACGGCAAGCUUGACAUACUUGGAGAGAGGAGUAAUCCAAUAAAAUUCGAUAUUGCAACGAAAUUGAAAGAGGUUUCCAACUUUGGACACUAUUCAAUUCGUCUUGUAAAUGGUUCAAAACCUUGGGAGGGAAUAGUUGAAAUACUUUAUAACAACACCUGGGGAGCGAUAUGUGACGAUGGUAGUUCAUAUUCAAAUCGAAUUGUCUUGUGUAAGCAGCUGGGAUUUAAGGGUUACACUCGUACUUAUCGUUAUCCCAUCUCUAACAAUACAGGGCUAGUAUGGUGGAAAAACCUAAAAUGCAACCAUAGAACCCAUGAUGACAUCAGCAGUUGUCCUUUCCAAGGUUGGGGAGUAUCGUGCAACAAUCGUCUUUUAUGGGCCGUUCAGUGUCAUCCAGGUUAUUGGCGGGGAAUUAGAUUUCGCGAAACUGCUAAACCAAGUAAAAUCACGCACGUAAAGUUUGAACGUGGUGGCGAUCUUGUUCACAAGUAUUUAAGCUCCUAUAUGUUGAAUUUUGACGUGUUAAGGCAAGUUAUCAGGAAUAUCGAAAUUCACGACUCUGUUAAAGGUGGUAUUAGAAUCGCUUUUCAGGUUCCUGGUUUGGAUAUGAGAAAUAUAUUAAUAGACGAACAAUAUGGACGAAAACAUAAUAGCUUUGGAAUUGAAACAUCGUCGUCAUUAAUAUGUUACAAUUGUAGCGUGAUCGCAAAGGAGUGGGGCAUUUACUUUAGAGAAACUGGAAUGGAAUCAUUUAUAGAUGAUGUAGGUGUUAAACGGAUCGAUUCCCUAGUUGUGCCCGACAUUUUGCUAAGGAGGAAAUAUUCACUGUGCGAGCAAAAUAAAAGCAUAAUCGUCAGCAAGGAUGACAUGAAGAUCAUUUUGGGACCGAAAACCCUUUCCGAAGCGAGUUUUGAAUGUUCUCUUAAUUUAACGCUUUUGUCUCAAGCAACCAUGGUUGCAGAAAUAAUACUAUCAUCGAAUGAAACAUUCACCAUCACCGCGACCAGUUCAAGCACAUCAAGCAACAUACACAUCGCAGCUAGCCAAAACGAUACUUACAGCUUAGGACCAGGUAACAUCACUUUACGUUAUUGGCGGAAAGCACAUUCACAUGGAGCAAGAAUCAGACUCGUUAUCUUCAGUACAAAAGGCGAGGGGGAGUGUGCGAUGAAAAAGGUUGUUGGUGAAGCGGUCCUCUCGGACGGUUCAGUGAUAAAUAAUAAUUAUGGAAUACGGCUAGAUCGCAACAGUAUUGUAGAAUUUCUCAAGAUACAAAAUGUCACGUUGAAAAUUUUCUACUACGGAAUUUAUUUAUACUAUUCAUCUUCAAAUGUUUCUAUAAACAAUUGUGUAAUAAGCGAUGGAAGCUACGUUAUAAACUCACAUUAUUCUUCUCAGGGAGUGUUCCUUAAAGAUUCAGAACUAUCGGAUUGUAGUCACGUUGUAAAUCUUGUCCACGAAACUGACCUGAAGUUUGUAGAAAUGGAAAACUGUGUUGUUCGCAGAAUGAGUGCCUAUGUUAUAACUAGCUACUAUAAGAACCUACAACAAACCCAGGUGAUCAUUUUACGUCGUUGCAUAUUUAUUGAAAAUCAAAGAAUACUCUAUACCUUCCGUGCACUAUACAGCCACAUAGAGGUUACUGAAUGCAACAUUUCGGGAACAAAGUUUUAUGGAUUUGAGAUUGAUUCAUAUCAACCGGAAAAUGAUUUUGCACUUGCAAUCAACAACAACACAUUUUCUGAAAAUUUGCACUAUCUAUUUCUUAUACGGAAGCAUAAUGUCGACACGUCACGAUCAUCGAUCUUGUUUAAAAACAACGUUUUUGUAAACAAUUCUAUGCCAUCAGGCCAUGGAAUAAUCUACUUGUUUGGGAAAGGAAUACGUACUGCAAUGACUCAUAUCAAGCAAAACACCUUUUUGGAAAACGAGUGCUCAUUCAUAAUAAAUGUUGAUGCAAAGUCAAAUUGGAUGCCUCAAACUUUCUCUGUUAGAGGCAACAUUAUAGAACACAAUAAGGGCGUGCCUUUGGUUACGCCGACGUACACCAUCCCUGCUGUGUAUUCAUACUCCAUUGGACUUUUUGGAUGCGCUUUUUCUAAUUAUGACGUUCGGGCUAACGUUUUCAACAACAAACUAAUGGGAAAAGAAUUGUUUAUUGGGCGUACCUGCGGCUCAAACUAUAUACCAGAAAAUGAUUAUAUCGACGGGACGUUCAAUUACUGGGGCACAUCGUCGGCCGAAGAAUUGUGGGAAAAGAUAUUUCACUUCGAUAAUUGGAAUGACAGACCAAAAGUCCUGUACCUUCCAGCCUCUGCUACGCGAAACUUCACAAGCACUAUAACGUCCAAACCAUAUGCAAAUCAAUCUCAGAUUGGUGGAUACAUUAACACUUCCUUGCUUUUGACUACAAUAAAUAGUCCGUACGUCGUCACGAGUGACCUGACGAUAUCAAAAAACACGACACUGUACAUUGAACCAGGGGUUCAGUUAUAUUUCAAGCCCAAUAUUGGUCUUCUCAUCUUAGGUAAUAUCGUUGCUAACGGAACAACGAACGAAAAAAUAAAGUUUUGCUCUUCAGAGAAUAGAUGUAAAAAUAGACAACGGAAGGUUCGGCUUGUUAGCGAAGACCGCGAAUACGCAGGAAAGCUUGAGAUAUUUGUUGAUGCCAUUUGGCAGGCUGUGUGUCCUGACUAUUUUACUUCGAAGGAUGGGAUAGUAGCCUGCAGGCAGUUAGGGUAUGGUAGAUAUAUCAAUCAUCAAAGAAGAUACUAUGGUGUUUACACUAGUCCUCGGUACAGAGUUUCCUUGAAAUGUCGUGGUAAUGAAACCUCCUUCUCUAACUGCAAACACCAAAUAAUUGGUCAGUGUAGCAGUUACUACAUGCUAUUUAUGCAAUGUGAAAGCAAUUUUAAGUGGGGCAGCAUACGAAUUAUCCAUCCAAACGUUGUAAAUUCAACCGGUCAUAAAGACAAAGAACAGAAAGAGCUGUCCUCACUGAAAAAUAUUUUCAUUCACGAUGCGGGGAUUCUACACGACUAUUCGGUGCCUUCGAUUCAAGUUAUAGCACGAUCGCCGUUUCUAGCACACAUUAACAUCAGUGGAAGCAACGGGAUUGAAAUCAUUGGGCAAAAAGAUACGAUGGAAAUCCAACAUGUCACAGUAGAAAGCAGUUCGAAUUAUCCAGCAAUAUCCAUGCUAGGCAAUCAAGGAUCAGUUUCCAUCUCUGAGGUUUCAAUAAAAGGAAGAAAACAACAUGGAAUUGCUAUUGCCCCAUUAAAAAAUAUGACCUUAUUACAGCCAUUUUUAGGACAGCAUGAUUUAUGUGGUCCUGUUCAAAAGGUCUAUGUGCACGAUCGUUCAUAUGCUUUCCUAAAUCAACGAAACAAAAUGAAAGCAAUAGUUUGUAGGAUGGCAUUCGAAUCCUCUGUCUCUGAUAAUAGAAAAAUUCAUUUUCGUCUGCUGUCUUGGACGAAGAGUUCGUACUCUGUAACGAUUUAUAACAGUGAUCGUUCUACGAAGUUCGCAAGCAUACACAGUGGAAACACUAAUCUAUAUCUGGAUAAAUAUAUUGUAAUUCCAACAGAUUCAUUUGUUAUUGAAGCGGACAUAUCGACGUUAAACAGAUUCAUGGCAGAAAUUACCGUUACUGGCAAAACAGGUAAAGGAAGCAGCAACGUUAUUGUUGGUGAAAGCAGUUUUCAAGAAACAUCUGGUGCAGCUCUUCAUUAUACAUCAGAUCAUGCAUUACCGAUCCGAUUAAAGAUCAGACGUAGUCAUGUUGCUUUGGUGGGAAACGACGGAAAACCGAUUAAGCCGCCAUCAAUUGAAAUGGUGGUUAGCAACAAUGAUUCAAUUGAAAUCUCAAACAACGUUUUUACCGCUAGCAAUCGGGGAGGUAUUCACAUUUACCUUUUUGGAAAAAAAGGAAUGGUGAAUAUAGUGAAUAACAUCAUUUCCGGAAUCAAGAAGGGAAGUGAAGCUAUUCACGUGGCCGUCGUUGGCGGCGAUGCACAGAGUAAACUUUUCAUGGCGGGAAACUUUUUAAAUGUCAACGACAUUAUUUACCCACAUGACUUAGUUAAUAUAAAGAAUGUAGAUGAAGCUACCAUUACGGACAACGUAUGUUAUGACAACGCCGCAAGAAAUACCCUGAAUUUGGUUGCGUCAAGUAAAACGAACAAUAUGUCCUUCAUCACAAGAAAUGUUUUUUUCUUAAAUAAGGGACGUUCGCAUACAAUGCAGAUUCAAUCAUACGGUCGUGAAGUUAUCAAGCAAAAUUACUUUUCAAACCCAAGCAAUCAGUUCGAACUUAGAACCUUAUCAAGCGGUUUCAGUGACACCAUUGUAAAUGCAUCAUAUAACUGGUGGGGUAAUGCGAAUCGAGCCGUAAUCAUGAGAAAGAUUAUGGAUAGGAGAAUGUCAACGCAGCUGCCGCACGUAAUUUAUCAGCCUUUCCUCCAGUCACCGACGCCAAUUUUCGCAACAGGCUUAUGUUCAUUUGGUUGGAUUUUCCUAAACGCCAAAUGCUAUUACAAUUUGAGAAGUGCCCAAAAUUUUCAGAAAUCCAAGGAAAUGUGCAAGAAAAUUGGAGGAAGCAUGUUUUCCUCUCAAGACUUUCUGGUGGCCUCAAUGGUUUUAAAAAAAUUGCAUCAUAAGCUUGCGUACGGAACCAAAAUAAGCAUUUGGAUUGACGUCGUUACAAAGCAAGGUCGUGGUUGUUGGGUGUUCGACGGGGCAAUGAGAGAAACGUCGUGCGAUUUAGCAAGACCUACGAUCUGUGAAAGGAAACCAAGUGGUCUCUGUACUAACGACUGUUCCUCUAAUGGAAUCUGUCUGGGACAGACGUGCAAGUGCAAUAGUGGAUGGGAAGGUGCCGAUUGUUCAUCAUAUCAUUGUAAAGAUCUUGGUAAUUGCAGCUCUUAUGGCAAUUGUGUUGGACCAAACCAUUGCAAGUGUCGCUUAGGAUGGAUGGGUCGUGGUUGUACAGUCAGUUACUGCCCACCUUUCAAAACUUGUCGUAGUUGUCAUUCACGGAAGGGAUGUGGGUGUUGACGCACAAGAACAUGUUUACCUGGC